This is a messenger RNA of Linum tenue, 263 nucleotides long. Lineage: Eukaryota; Viridiplantae; Streptophyta; Magnoliopsida; Malpighiales; Linaceae. The record is from the annotation of a GenBank genome assembly.
GUUCCGUGUGGUGGCGAGCCAUCUCUUUUUGCAUCCUUUCUUGGGACGAUUGCAAAGAACAACACCUUGACUCCACUGUCGAUAGAGCAUUGGAAAAGAAGAGAGUUCAAACCAUUUCACCGGCAAAUACUGAAAUCACCAAGGGUGCCACUAGUGCUCCUACUCCAUCAAUGGGAUCUCGAGCUUCGUGAUCAAAUGUUGUAUGAAGCAUUUUGGAAAUGGUCGAUGGUAAAGAACACCAUGUAAAGAACACAAUUUUGGAU